AGAGACUGAGGGGCUAUUGUGCAAUCAGGGGUCCUUUGCAUAUCCAGUUACUGCUGGUAAUACAAUUCCUGUAGCUUAUUAUUAUUGCAGCCACCAUAUUUCACCUGCUUGAUAUUAGGUAGUAUUUUGUACCUGUAGUUUUGACCUCCAAAGCUAUUAAGCCUCACAACAUGGAAGACAACAAGCGCUACGGUGUCUGCUGGCGCUAUAUGAAUAAACGUAAGGUGUCGGGUGGCAAGGUGAAGAAAUCGGGGAAGAGAGGAAGAAAACCGGCUAAGGUGGAUUUGAAAGCUAAGUUAGAGCGGAGCCGGCAGAGCGCCCGGGAAUGCAGAGCCCGGAAGAAGCUGCGUUACCAGUACCUGGAGGAGCUGGUGUCCAGUCGAGAGAGGGCCAUCUGUGCCCUGCGGGAGGAGCUGGAGAUGUACAAGCAGUGGUGUUCAGCCAUGGACCAAGGGAAGAUCCCGUCGGAAAUCAAAGCCUUGCUCAACGGCGAGGAUCUGAAUAAAUCCGCCCCUAACUCCGGGAAGCCUCACCGACCUGGGAAGGCGGACAUCACAGAGAAACGUACCUGAACGUCUUUCUGCUCGCCGUUGUUACGUAGAGAAGAGAACAGGCGCAUGUUCAUUGGGCUGCGCGGGGAAGCCAUCUUGGUCUUUGGAUGGACACCAGACUGAGCUUUGACGAUUACACCAGGAAGCCAAGGCUGUGCGAAGUCCUGCUUGAAAUCCUGGAGUUUUGAGGACAGCCAUCUCUCUAUCUUUGUUUCCAGAUAAAAAAAAGAGGGGCUGUUGCUAAACCCUCAACCAUAACACUACUGUGUUACGCUUUCUACCCCCUCCCCCAUUCUGCUUUGGUAGGAAUUACCCCCUGAAGGGCACAUAUAGAACCUUUAAGAUCAAUUUUCUAUUUUAAGUAGGGCAGAGGACUUGUAAAUACAAGAAUCUGUAUUACUUGUACAUUUUAGUAGACUAAGGGGAAGAAAACUGUGUAAGUUGAUGAUGUCAUGCAAUUAACUUCAUGUCAUAAUACGCAGAGGGAGCGUCUAUGGUUUGAAUUUGCCAUGGAGCUGCAUGGUGUUUGCCGUGGUUUAGAAAUCGAUGUUCAUUUUCUGCUCGCUAACAUGUGACCUUCUGGACAGCUCCAUACUUCUUGUGAGUGAGUGUCAGCUCUCCACCGUUAUUCUGUAGGCUGAGA
Spea bombifrons (plains spadefoot toad) is the source of this 1194-nucleotide messenger RNA. RefSeq names its product cAMP responsive element binding protein like 2 (gene CREBL2). Gene Ontology annotation, cellular component: nucleus. The transcript is spliced from 5 exons. Bases 171 to 572 code for a protein of 133 amino acids. NCBI's taxonomy places the organism in Eukaryota, Metazoa, Chordata, Amphibia, Anura, Pelobatidae. Gene Ontology annotation, biological process: regulation of DNA-templated transcription. Gene Ontology annotation, molecular function: DNA-binding transcription factor activity. The record is from RefSeq and is a predicted model, not a curated record.